CGUCACAGACAAAACUUCAUUAGCACUUGAUUCCCAAUCGCACGUCUACCCUCUUGACCACUUUUCAUGAUUCUGCACAUAGUGACCUAAGUUUGGUAGUCGCCACGGCCUCAUUGGGCGGACUUCGACGGCCACCAAAAGACUCCGUACAUUCCAAUCAACACGUCAUAGCCGGACUACAGGCGACCAUAUCUACUCUGGAUUUCUACUGGAUAACAACACGAGACCUUGAACUGACAUCUAAAUGAGUUCGAGAUCUGCCAGCUGCUCUGCAGCAACACGAGAACCGAUGCAUCCAACAAAGAUUCAGCGAUGGUCGGGCUUGACGCGUACCGUAAACGACUGGGACCACGGUUUGCGAAGGGACCCCGAACUAUGGUAUGAGGAUGGCGACUGCUACAUUCACCUUCAUGCCAGAGGAAUGUCACGUCGUGGCCCGUCUUUCUGCAUUCCUUUUAGAGUCUUGCGACAAAAAAAGUGCGAUUCGAUAAUCAAUCAGUGUGAUGCUCAUUUGGUUUCACUGCAGACAUCGACCUCGCAAAAAUUGAAGCGGGUGCCUAGUUCACUGAUUGAUGCAAACAAGCAACCAAGCACUAUGAAACUUUUCAUACCUGCGCCCGCAGAGGUUGCUCGACAAGACUCUUUCAGAUGGCACAUUACAACUCGUAACUUCUUCGCAUUCUUGCUAGGCAAACCGUUAGUUGGCGACCAUAUGGGCCAGGCUUAUGUGGAUCUCCAAGAAAGAUUAUACCUUUUUCGACCUGACCACCCUAGCAAUGUGCAAGACUUUCUGUCCUACGCCGAAGACCAGGGCUACCGGGACUUGGUCGAAUGUACAGAUUAUGCUCUUGCAAGUUUGUUCUAUGCAGAGCGUUACAAGCUCAGGGAUGUUUGGGUUGAUGCUUUCGCCCAUUGCGUUGGCAUGAACGAAAGUUUGGCCCUCAGCCCAGAAUUUUCAUCUAUCUCAAAACUUACUAAAGCCUUGAUUACUCGAGCUCAUCGCGAAGUCGAUGCCCAUCUCGGGCGCGUGUCUACUGCGCUCAGCAAGUUCUUGCAAGAAGACUUCUCGCCUACAUAUCUUGGGCUGUCAGAUGCUGCUCGAAGCCAUCUCGAUCGAUUCCGCCGUUUCUUGCAUACAUUCUAUGCUGAAAAAUUUGGCUACUGGCCGCCGCCUCGAGGCACUACAUUCCCCAAGGCUCUUUACAAAUCAAUGUACUAUGAUUUCAAGAGCCUCUACGACUAUCUCGUAGACACAACAUCCACUGUCGAUAUUUCUUCUCAAGGGCCGGCGAGUGGUGGGAUUUGUGUUCUGCAGAACGUGCUUACUUUUGACCAGCGGCACAACUUCAGUUCACUGCCACAUCCGUUGCCACUGCUGCCAACAUACAUAUCGCCUUCGAAGAAAUCAGACUCGCACAGGGCGUUACGGCAGCUUACUCUUGCUUCUCAACAUCAAAAAACACACAAGAUCCAUACCAUGAGCGGUGCGUUGAGAGCCGCAACGAAUAUUCUGGACCAACACGUUACAAGCUCGAAGAUUGUUCAGGCAUAUAUCCACUUUGAGAACGCACAUGCCGUCAACGCUUGCCGGCGUCAGGAGAAAAUAACCGUUAUGGACGCGCGCAAAGUCCGGUGGCUCCUCAUUUAUGGUACUCUCCAGUACCUAGUGUCUGCACUUCGGGCUCCAAAGCAGGUCCGCGACUCUGAAAGCUCAGAUUAUCCCUUGUGUUAUAUUGCAGAUCCCACUUCAUCAGCAGCAGAUUGCACAGAUGUGACCCCUUCGCCGGCCCCUUCGUUGAAUAUUUCGCAAGCCAUCGACCAGUACAUUUUGGAGUCGCAAUGCAGCCCUUCGUCUAUUGAACCAGACUGUCAAAGGGAAGAUUAUUUUACUCCAAAAAACCUGAGUCGGCGAGGGUCUAUGGAAGUAUCACCACUUAGGGUUUCUCGACCUGCGCGUCCAUCCUCAGUGCGGUCAUUGUCACAAAUGUCACUGUCCUCUCUGAGCUCUAGGCGGAACAGCCUUACGACGCAGUCCACGCGUCUCUGCGUUAGCAGUACUAAAGUGUUGAACGAAUCAGUGGAGAAAUCUCAACCUUCAAAUAACGACCCGCUUGUUCUUGUUUGCUCUGACCAAUCCACCUCGCCGAUCGUCAUCAAUCGAAGUGGGUCAGAAACAUCUUGGUUCAGGUCGCGCACACCUUCUGUUUCGCGCAGCAAGCGAGCCUCAACAAGGAGCACAGAUGGCUUCCCGAGAACCCCACUACUUGACAGCUCACAACUCGAUCGUUCUGCAAAGGCACUAUCACUCUUAGGCAUAGGAGAGCUCCCCAGCCGGUCGGGCAGCACUAGCUCUACGGGAAGUUCGUUGUGGAGUGAGGGUGUAAGUGCAGCUUCAUCCGAGUCAAGUACAUGCGACGAUAGACACAAGACCAGUGAAGCAGAAGAGAGUGGUCUUCUAGGCGGUCUUGUAUCCAUUGUGACCCCAAUAGACUCGCGAAGGAUUAUGUUACCAACUACACCUCCCGUGUCACAAAGCCACAUACACCCUUCGUUGCGGCAGGAAUCUCGGGGAGACGGGUUCCAAUUCGAGUUCGAUCACAUGAAAUCAGGAGUCAAGCAAGGUCACCAUGAGCCUAAUGAUUUCCAAUCAACCAUUGGCAUGGCCGUGUCGAUGCCUCCAUCAUCCAGCCCCCACGUUUCUCUAGGAACAGAGCCUACACUCACUGAUAUCGAGGCACAUCCUCCAGCCACCAACAAGAGACCGUUCCUUCCACGAUCCGUUUCCAUUCUAUCAGCUCCAGACAGCACAUCUUCUGCAUCUAAUGACAGCCUGGAUACCGUCAAGGCUCAUACAGAGAACUGCUGGGAGCAGUACAAGGCCACACUUACCCAGCAACGAGACCGGUCAAGGUCCGGUAUCGGUUCACGGUCGGAACCUGCCUCUUCUGGAACCUUUAAAGUGCCUUUCUCCCGCCUCUCCAAACCUAGUAAUGAGGACAACCGCGGUGUGAAGAGUGAGCGAAGACUUUCCCAUCUAUGGCGGCGCUAAAUUCUGUUUGAUUUGCUCCUAAAUUCGGGGUUCUUGCACUUUUAGCGACUACCUAUGCGGCGUUCGGCGUACAAAACUUGUCCUAGCAUCUCUGUUCUAUACCCUCAUCAGCAUUAGCAUUUUCAUCUUUUACACAUGUACACCAACAACUAGCAAUAAUGCAUUCACAAGGAAGGAAAAGCGAUCUCUUACCGCCAUCUUGCUCUGCAC
Bipolaris sorokiniana ND90Pr is the source of this 3259-nucleotide messenger RNA. RefSeq lists its product as uncharacterized. The record is from RefSeq and is a predicted model, not a curated record. Lineage: Eukaryota; Fungi; Ascomycota; Dothideomycetes; Pleosporales; Pleosporaceae. The transcript has 3 exons. Bases 245 to 3049 code for a protein of 934 amino acids.